Molecule: messenger RNA, 7939 nt
Organism: Larimichthys crocea (large yellow croaker)
Lineage: Eukaryota; Metazoa; Chordata; Actinopteri; Sciaenidae
Gene: cabin1
Product: calcineurin binding protein 1
Exons: 39
Coding region: 174-6926 (2250 amino acids)
Biological process (GO): chromatin organization
Cellular component (GO): nucleus
Molecular function (GO): nucleosome binding; protein binding
Source: RefSeq, a predicted model, not a curated record
UUAACAAUUGGCGCGUAACAAACGUGACGUCGUGACGCACGCAGACAACAACAAAGGUCGAUGGAUAAAUGGAGCGUGGAAGUUUCUCCGCGGCGGCGACGCUGAAGCCGGAAUGAGCGAUCCAGUCAAACGCUGCAAACCGUGAAGGUGGGCGCUGAUCUCCACGCGUUAAAAUGAUUCGCAUAGCAGCACUGAACGCUGCCUCGACAGCUGCAGACGAGUCUCAAGACCCGCUGCGGAGUAACAAGAGUCAGACAAAAGAGGCUCAGGAAGCUGAAGCGUUCGCUCUGUAUCACAAAGCUUUAGAUCUGCAGAAACACGACAAGUUUGAGGAGUCUGCCAAAGCUUACCAUGAGCUCCUCAAAACGCCGCUGCUCAAAGAGGCGAUGCCCUCGGACGAUCACAGAGUUGGUCUCAAGCAUCCCGGACUGAUGUUGAAAUAUUCAACUUUUAAAAACUUGGCGAGUAUGUCAGCGACGCGGGACGAUCUGGAGACCGCCAUGGAGUUUUAUCUAGAGGCCGUCAUGUUGGACUCCACCGACGUCAACAUGUGGUAUAAAAUCGGUCAGGUAGCCGUGCGACUCGUGCGUAUCCCUCUGGCUCGACACGCCUUUGAGGAGGGGUUACACUGUAACCCGGACCACUGGCCCUGCCUGGACAACCUCAUCACGAUCCUCUACACACUCAGUGACUACACCUGCUGUCUGUACUUCAUCGCUAAAGCUCUGGAGAGGGAUCACUGUUACACUAAAGGUCUGGUGCUGAAGGAGAAGAUCUUUGAGGAGCAGCCGUGCCUGAAGAGGGACACCAUGCAGAUGUUCACCAAAUGCGACAUGUCCGUUCACUACGUGGAGGUGGAGAAAGAGGAGCGCGAAGCCAUCGUGGAGGAGGCGCUAGACAUGAGGAAGCGGAGACAGGCGCUCUCUCGACCAGAACCACAGCCGGACCUCGUCCUGAUCCAGCCAAUCCGCUGCCUCUCGUGGAAGCACGUCGGUGAAAGCCUUCUCGCCAUGUACAGACAUCAGACCACCUGUGAGCCUCCACGCCCGAGCCUCGGUCGCAGAAUCGACUUGUCGGAGUACCGCGACCCAAACUUCCUCCAGAACCUCCCCCAGCCCAGCAGCCCCGUCAGUAUGGGCCAGACCACGGUGCUGAGCAGCAGCCCCAGCUCGUCCCUGCCGCCGAUGGCCUUACCUGAGCCGGCAGCUCUGCCCCAACCCGGCGUCCAGCCUCCAAUUACACCCAGCCAGACCACGGUGGAGGUCACCACGUCUGCGCCGCCUGUUGUGACAGCGAUGGAAGUGUCGCUGACAGAUAAAGUUAAGAAAGCUCCAAAGAGGAAGCGUGUGGUCGAAGAUAGCGGAGAGACGGCGAAGAGACGCUCGGCACGUGUUCGAAACACAAAAUGCAAGAAGGAGGAGAAGAUCGACUUCCAGGAGCUGCUGUUUAAAUACCUUCCCUCCAGGUUGAAGAAGUUUGAUCCUGAUAACGACGACGAGAGUUUGAGUAACCUGGAGCCGCAGUGUGACGGGAAGGAGGACAUGCAGCCGCUGCACGGCAGCUGUUUGCCCGUCGACUCAGUCGAAUACAUGGAAUCUGAGCAACAGGACGUCCACAGCUUCCUGCUCAAUAACAUGACAAACGGCGGCAUACUGGAGCUGAUGAUGCGCUAUCUGAAGGCCGUGGGUCAGAAGUUCCUGGAGGAGUGGCCUCGGGGGCUCGCCACCGUGGUGCUGGAGGUCUAUCAGACCUGGAGGAAGCACAGCAGUGGACUUCCUAACCCUCUGCUACGUGACUGCAGCAACCAGCACAUCCGGGAAAUGUUGGCGAUGAGUUUGGCCUGCAUGGAGCUGCAGCUGGAACAAUGGUCCCACAACAAAGGGAAGACUGUGUCUCCCAGAAGAAGCAGCAGCAGCAGCGUCGGUCCCGGCGGUGAUGCCGCUGAGUCCGAGUUCCCCGGGCAGCACUUCCAGGGCGAUCUGCUGCUGCUGGCUUUAGGUUCGUCGCAGAAGGACCUGUUUGAGGACGGCUGGCUGGACGUCAUGGUGCGCGUCUACUGGCUGAAGGCACGCUUCCUCGCCCUGCAGGGAGACAUGGAGCUGGCUCUGGAGAGCUACGACGUCUGUACAGGCCUGCUGCAGAGCAAACCAAAGACCCCUGAAGGGAAACAGUACACCAUCAGUCUGCCUAAUCUGCGUGCAGAUGCAGCCAUCUCUGUGGAGGAGAUUGACAAGCGGCUGAAGUCUCUGGAGCGUUGUCAGUCUCUGGAGGAGAUCCAGCGUCUCUUUGAGGCUGCAGACUUUGAGUCUGUCGUGCGCCUCCUGCAGCCCACGCUGAAUUACGGCAGCAGGAGUAAACCUCUGGAGUUCGUGAGCUCAGCACCAGAGCGACCUGCUCAGCUGAUGCUCCUGCAGAACUCGCUGUUGAAGAAGGAGGACCACCAGCAGUGUUUGGAGUGCAGCGAGCUGGCUCUGAACGAAGCCCUGCAGCAGCUCAACUCGGCUCCAAACACCUCCCCGCCCACUAAGGAGGAGUGGGUCAGCACCAUCGUGAAGCUGCUGGACGGCAUCGAGGUCUGCUUCACCAAAGACUCGGGCCUGCUCAGCAAUGUGCCGCACUUCUCCAGCAUGGCUCGCCUGGCAAACAACCUGAUCCAGCUGAUCGAUCUCAGCAUGAGCGUUUCCGACGAUCCGAAGGAGCCGUACUUCUUCUCGGUCGUGCCGUGGAUCAUCCUGUAUCGCGUCAUCAAACACGAGGAGGCUGCGUUCGACUGCAUGCUCCGACAGCACAUAUCUAUCGGGGACGAUGAAGAUGACUCGGACACUCCCAUGCUGCCCUCCUCCCUGAUGCUUCUGAACACGGCUCACGAGUAUCUGGGACGUCGAUCUUUGUGCUGCAACUCAGACGGCGCUCUCCUCAAGUUCUUUGUUCAAGUUUUGGAAAAAGAACUCGCAGCUUCGUCCAAGAACGACUCUCAUCCGUACAAAGAGGAGCUGGAGAUGGCGCUGGAGCAGUGCUUCUUCUGCCUGUACGCCUACCCCAGUAAGAAGAGCAAGGCCCGCUACCUGGAGGACCACUCGUCUCCACAGGUGGAGCUGCUGUGGUCCGACGCUCUCUUCAUGUUCCAGUACUUCAAACCGAAGUCGCUGCCCGAGUUCGACAGCUACAAGACGAGCACCGUGUCCGCAGAGCUGGCCAAUCUGCUGAGGAGGUUCGCUGGCAUCGCCCCCACGAGCGACGCCCCGACCCUCACCAUGGAUGAGGUGGCGGCCUACAUCGAGGGCAUGACGGAGAAGGCCCCAUGUCUUCCUGAAGGCAGCGCUCCUGCUCCUCCAAUCAUUGAUGAGAUCUACUACCUGGUGGCUGAUUAUCACUUCAAGAACAAGGAGCAGUCUAAAGCCAUCAAGUUCUACAUGCACGACAUCUGCGUGUGUCCCAACAGGUUCGACUCCUGGGCCGGCAUGGCUUUAGCCCGGGCGAGUCGCAUCCAGGAGAAGCUCAACUCCAACGAGCUGAAGAGCGACGUCCCCAUCUGGAAACACUCGCAGGCGGUGCUGAAUUGCUUCAAGAGGGCGCUGGAGAUAGACGGCUCCAACCUGUCCCUGUGGAUCGAGUACGGCACCAUCUCGUACGCGCUGCACACGUUCGGUUCUCGCCAGCUCAAGCAGUGGCGCAACGAGCUCCCGCCAGAGGUGGUGAAACAGAUGGAGGAAAGGAGGGACUCCAUGUUGGAGACGGCGUUCCAGUGUUUCCAGGGAGCUUCCCGUUGUGAGUGUGACAGUGAUGAAGAGGAGUGGCUCAUUCACUACAUGCUGGGGAAGAUCGCAGAGAAACGCAAACAGACUCCAGUCGAGUAUCUGCAGCUGUACAAGAAGGCUGCACACUACCUGCACGAAGAAGCCGCAAGGUACCCCCGAAAAAUCCACUACCAUAAUCCACCUGACCUGGCCAUGGAGGCUCUGGAGCUGCAUUUCCGUCUCAGUGCCACCAUCCUAAAACUACUCGAGGCUAAUGAGCCCGAUCUGGAACACGAGCUCUUGUUCGGCCUCCUGGUUGAAGCAGCGACCGGGCCGUUCGCCAGAGGCGAAGAGAAGAGCAUGCCGAGCAUGCCGAGGUCCCACGAGAAGGAGAAGCCGCCCUCCAUGAUGGACGAAGACUUUAACUGCUCCUCGGUUUGCAUAGCGAACGCCCUCAGCUCCUCCCUCCCCUCCGCCGCCACCCCAGGUCUCAGCUCCCCUCCUUACAUGGCCACGCCGUUUGACCACGAUUACGCCAAACGCAAAACACUCCGACGGCAGCAGUGGCAGCAGCAGCGGCAUGAGGAGCAGCAGGCUGAUGCCUCACCAGAGUUUGACCAUGAUUACUGCCUGCCCAGGUCUGCAAUGUGGCUGGCUUCCCUGAAUGAGCGCAGUCAGGACAGCGAGGUGGUGAUGCUCUCCGACUCAAACUCCACGCAGGACGCCUUCACGGAUCCGGCCAGCUCGCAGGACAGCAGCCACAAGCCGGCUUCGGGGAAAGCGAGCUCGUCGUCGUCGGAGAGCACGACCCCCGUGAAGGACGGGCAGUCGGCGUCCGAGGACACAGUGUCACAUGGAGAACACGGCGGCAUCCAGACAGAAGAGAAAGUCAUCCAGGAGGUCGUGGAGUCGGUCGUGGUGACGCUCCCCGAGGCCUCGGCGCCCAAAGUCCCAGCAGACCCGUGUCCUCACCCUCUGCCCGUCCCGGCCACCCCUCCGAAGCCGGCGGCGCCCUCUCAGCAGGCCGCCCCACAAACCCCGGCCAGCGAGGGGAAGAGGAAGCCGGAGCCGCCCGCCGCUGAGGUGAUCGAGGUGCCCAAAGCGCUGCCGGCCGAGCGCGCCGACCAGAGGAAGAUGCUGCUGGAGAUGUGCGUCCGCGCUCUCUUCCUCUGCCUCGGACGCUUCCCGCAGCACUACAAGAGUCUGUACCGCCUGGCCUUCUUCUACACCAACAGCAAGACGCAUCAGAACCUACAGUGGGCCCGAGACGUGUUGCUAGGAAGCAGUGUCCCAUGGCAACAGCUGAAGCACAUGCCAGCACAAGGACUUUUCUGUGAAAGAAACAAGACCAACCUGUUCAAUGGCAUCUGGCGUAUUCCAGUCGACGAGAUCGAUCGCCCGGGAAGUUUUGCGUCUCAUAUGAACCGAUCCAUUGUCCUGCUGCUGGAGGUGCUGUCUCAGCUCAAGGAUCACGACACUCUGCUGAAAGUCUCGUUCAUGCUGCAGAGAACCCCUGACCAGGGAAAGAAAUAUUUACGGGAUGUUGAUCGCCAGGUUUUGGCCAAGAGAGCAUUUUUCCUAACUGUAAAAGUCCUGGAGGACAAUCUGAACAGUCUCACAGGGGUGUCUGAGCAGCUUCACAAAGCGCCGGCGCCCUCCAUGGGGGAGAUGACCACAACAGACGCAUCCAACAGGCCCAGCUCAGAGGACGUCAAACAUGCACUGCCUAAGAAGCUCACAGAGGGAGCCUGUGCUGCUGAUUCAGGGCCCAGGGAAGCCGCCCAGGCUCAGCUCACCACGCCGCAGACAUCCGUAGAUAAAGGGAGUAAAGUUCAGGAGAGCUUCCCCGGGAAGGUGGAGACUUCUGGGAGUGAGGGCCGCAAAGAGGAGCCCAUGGAGCUGGACACUGGCAACUGGAGGAGGCCCUCUAUGACCACAGAUUCUCAGGGCAACCAGACAGAGGCGGUGACCUCCGUGGAGCUCCAGCAGAAGGUGGCUGACAGCAGCCGGACGCCGGAGCUGUCUCUGGAGGAGCUAAGCAUCAGCUCCAGGCAGCAGCAGCUCCAAGCGUCGGCGCCGAAGGUCACGGCGGCCGAUCAGGGGUCACUACGGAGGCCGAACAGGAAGAGGAAGCUCCUGGAGGACGUGGAGUCCGGAAAGACGUUACUGCUCGACGCCUACAGGGUGUGGCAGCAAGGCCAGAAGGUCAUGACCUACGACCUGGGGCGCAUCGAGAAGAUCAUGUCAGAGACGUACAUGCUCAUAAAGCAGGUUGACGAGGACGUCGCUCUGGACCAAGCUGUGAAGUUCUGCCAGAUCCAGUUGGCCACUUCUGCCCAAAGACAGUCCGCAGGCGACACACCGACCACGCCCAAGUACACCAAGGAGCACCGAGACAUCUUCUUCCCCGCCUCCCUGCCGACGCCCGUCCUCCUCAGCCACGCCGCCUGCCACCACCCUCAGCCCUCCUCCUCCUCCUCCCCCGCCCAGGACGGCCAGGCGGCGGCCAAAGCGCUGUACGAGCCGCUGAGCAAGCUGUCCAGACCUCAAGGAGCGAGCUUCCACGAGCAGACGCAGCAGCACCGGAGAGCAGGCGGCCACCCGGCUGCUGCUGCUGCUGCUGCUGCUGCAGCCAUGGCCUUCUUACCGCACACAGAGGACUGUGACGAGCCUGCAGAGGGACUCUCGUACCGGCAGCAGGAGUCACAUCUCUGUCAGCAGAUGAAGCUGGCCUCUGUGUCGCAGGGACAGGAGUCCGCCUCAGGCUGGUUCCAGGAAGAAACCGCCACAUGUAGCAGCGCACAGCCCUGUCCAGACCAGCAGCAGUACGCCAGCAGCGAGCAGUCGAAGCUUCCAGACCCAAACCGGAUCCGCUCCCGCGUCCCGCCCAACAUGCCAAAGCUCUUCAUCCCUUCCACCGUCACCAAGUUCCCGCCAGAGAUCACAGUAACGCCUCCGACGCCCACGCUGCUGUCCCCGAAAGGCAGCAUCUCCGAGGAAACCAAACAGAGGCUGAAGAACGUCAUCCUGUCGUCUCAGUCUGCAGCCACCGUCAAGAAGGACACGCUGAGCCAGCCGGCGCUCGAGGUGCAGGAGACGUCGAGCCAGGAGUCGUCUCUGGAGAGCGAGUCUGACGAGGAGGAGGAGGAGGAGGAGGAAGAGGAGGAGGACGACUACAUGGACAUCUGAGGAGCUCCCAACACGUCCCUGCUCCUGUCUCUGUCUCUGCUCCUGUCUCUGUCUCUGCUCCUGUCCCUCACGUGCAUUAAAAAGACUCCGACUGACAGCAGAUGCAGUAUUUAUCGUCACAGCAUGUCUGUAAUGUGCCAUGUUAUGCAGACGACCGACCGACCGCACUCGAGCCUUUCACGCCGAGCGCUCCCGCGUUUAUGCAUCUUUUUUUUUUUGUUUGUUUGUUUCAUCUGACCGGCAGCAUGCGCCGACGUCCUCGGCUUCAGACUUUUUACUUUGGCAUGUUUCAUGGCGGCGAACACGGAGGUGAACUCGGGACAAUCGGCUCGCCACCUGUAGCAGAUUGGAAAUGUUUACACUUUAACACUUUGGGGAUGUUUUUCAGUCAGCACUUCAAGUUUCUUUUGUAUUUCUCGUAACGUUUCUGUCCUCGGUGUGCAUUUGUAGCGAAGAGGAACAGGAGGACGUCCCGUCACACCAGCACUGAUCCCGGAGCGGCGUUCCUUUGUUGUUUUGUACAAUCCGAGUAUCUUUCCAACACGUUUGGCUUUAACGGGGUCGAGCACACGAAGCUGAAGUGUGUGUGUGUGUGUGUGUGUGUGUGUGUGUGUGUGUGUGUGUGUGUGUGUGUAAACAUUACAUGGAGGGUCGCUUCAGUCUCCGUGAGCUCAGAGGAAGACAACCGAAUGUUUUCUACAGAUCGUUUUCUAUAAAAACAGAACGAUGUUUCUCGAACGCCGUCUACAAACCGUUUUUAAAAAGGACACGAGUGAAAUAUUGUAAACUUCCCUUGAUAUAGUUUUUUUGUACUUAAUUUCAUUCUGCUGAGCUUUUUUUUUUUGUUGUUGUUGUUGUUUUUUUGGGGGAAUGUACCACAGCUGAAGAGGAGGAGCCGGCUGGAGGCCUCGGCCCGGCCCGGCCCGGUUCUGCUGGGGGUGAACUGUUUGUUCUCUGUGUCUGGACUGAAUGCAUUAUAGAUGUCAAACCAAAAAUAUAUUUGAGAAACACUU